Messenger RNA from Linum tenue, 492 nucleotides. The record is from the annotation of a GenBank genome assembly. Lineage: Eukaryota; Viridiplantae; Streptophyta; Magnoliopsida; Malpighiales; Linaceae.
UUGUCUAGUAUUCUGCCCCUGGUCCCUAAGAAUGCUAAUGCAAGUUUGAUUACUGUGCUCGUAGAGCGUUGGCGACCCGAGACGUCGACCUUCCACUGGCCAUUUGGUGAGGUGACGAUCACUUUAGAGGACGUUGUGACACUGACCGGUCUAGCGAUUGAUGGUGAUGCCAACAUAGUAGACAUACCAGAUGAAGAUGAAUUCAAUCAUCUGUCGGUAAAUGCAUCAAGGGAGACUACAGAGCAGUUUGCACGAGCUUAUGCUCUAUCUCUGAUGAGAGUUGUACUGUUCCCGGAUCGAUCAAGAGCUACGGUGCAUCUACAGUACCUGGUGGAGGAUUGGCAGAGAGCUGGACGAUUCUCCUGGCGAGCAGCUGUUUUAGCCUACCUGUACCAUGAGAUGGGUAGACCAGUUUUGCGCAUUACGCAUUCCUCUUCCCUAGGAGGUGACCUUGGUGGAUGCGUCCCCUCACUGCAGCUCUGGGCGUGGUAG